AUGACUCCGCUAGCACGCGUAGUUAUUUUCGCAGCUCUAGCUAUGGCCCUAGCCACCCCUAUUACUGCCCAGAACACCUCGUGUCUGACGUCGCAGUUCUUGGACAAGACCACUGGCGAAUGCGUUGCCUACGCGAGCCGAGGUGAAAAGGCUCAAAGUAACUACGACCAGAUAAUUGAUUCGGGUAACACAGCGUGGAUGAUAAUAGCUAGCGCUCUAGUGAUGAUCAUGACACCGGGCGUCGCCUUCUUCUACGCUGGUCUUGCCGGUGAAGAAAUGGCGUCCAACACCAUCAUGAUGUCGUUCGUGAGCAUGGCCCUUGUGUCCAUUCAAUUCUGGGCCUUCGGAUACUCGACAGCUUUCGGAUCCAACGGUAUUUUUGUUUGGAGCGGGUACAAUAAUGUGGGGCAGUCCCCCAGCGGCACAUACGACACUGAAAUCCCUCACACUUUAUUUGCCUUCUUCCAGACGCAAUUCGCCAUGAUCAGUCCUGCGCUACUCAGUGGCGGUAUUGUGGGGCGCAUGAAAUAUGGAUCGUUUUUGCUUUUCAUCUUCCUGUGGACAUCACUGGUGUACGAUCCAUUGGCUCACUGGAUGUGGUCGCUCAAGCUCGAUGACUCGUGGGCGAUUACCGCGAUGGGUUGGGAGGGCAAGAUGGGAUCACUUGACUUUGCGGGAGGCACCGUUAUCCACAUUUCGAGUGGAUUUGGAGCCCUUGCGGCUGCUCUUAUGGUCGGAAAGCGAUACAACCACGGAGAACCAGUCAAGCCCCACAACGUGCCGUUAGUGAUGAUUGGUCUAACUCUGUUGUGGUUCGGCUGGUUUGGCUUCAACGCCGGUUCGGAAGGUGCUGCUGACGGAAUCGCUGCCACAGCUGCUAUUAAUACUCAUUUAGCAGCGAGUGCGGGAUUCUUGACGUGGGUAUGUCUGGAAUUUGUCAUGUCUACCAAGUUUGAUCCUUGUGGAGCUGCUACUGGUGCUGUGGCUGGUCUGGUUGCUAUCACCCCCGCUUGUGGUUAUGUGUAUCCGUGGGCAUCGGUGACCUUCGGCGUAGUUGGUGCCGCCACGGGGUUCACUGCUAUUCACAUGAAGAACCACCUGCGCUACGACGACACCCUUGACUCGUUCGCUAUCCACGGCUGUGUUGGUGUCAUGGGCGGUCUCAUGACAGGUCUGUUUGCUACGUCAGACGUCAACCCGAACAUCAAGGGUGGUGCCUUCUACGGCAAUGGUGCCCAAUUCACGCACCAAUUGGUUUCUCAGUGCGUAGCUGCGGCUUACUCAUUCGUAGUAACGAUUAUCAUCCUGUACCUGAUAAAGAUCACGAUUGGUCUUCGUGUGGAUGAAGAUAACGAGGUGAACGGGAUUGAUCUUACGUACCAUGGCGGCUUCGCGUACGACUACAGACCACAGGAUUAUGCCGUGAAGACUGAAAAUAGUGACUCAAGCGAUUAUUUUAUUGUGGGUGCUCCGGACCAAUCGUAA
Molecule: messenger RNA, 1485 nt
Organism: Peronospora farinosa
Lineage: Eukaryota; Oomycota; Peronosporomycetes; Peronosporales; Peronosporaceae
Source: the annotation of a GenBank genome assembly